Messenger RNA from Drosophila guanche, 4292 nucleotides. RefSeq names its product oxysterol-binding protein-related protein 8 (gene Orp8). The record is from RefSeq and is a predicted model, not a curated record. Gene Ontology annotation, molecular function: cholesterol binding. Lineage: Eukaryota; Metazoa; Arthropoda; Insecta; Diptera; Drosophilidae. The coding region runs from base 185 to 3568 and encodes 1127 amino acids. Gene Ontology annotation, cellular component: intracellular membrane-bounded organelle; membrane; cytosol. The transcript has 10 exons.
GGCCCCGUGCCCGUGUGUUUGUGUGUGUCAGUGUGUUGGUGUGUCCCUCUCUCUGUGAGUGUGUGUUUGGGUGAGAGAUUGUGCCUGCUGCUGGACAACUGGAGCAAUGCCCUGCUGAUUGAUCAGACCCGAACAAGAACGUUUUAAGUGCAACCAAAAGAGUGUAUCCAAGCAGAGAGUAACCAUGCAGUCAGCGGCAACAGCACAACCUAGUGGCAGCGGCGCGCAUACGCCCGUCAAUCCCACGUCCAGCUCCUCCUCCGUCACGGGCGCAGGCACAGCAGCUGCCAGCACCAGCACCCCCAUCAGGAUCAACAGCGCCAAGCACUCUGGUGGCGGGGAUUCCCUGCUGCCCUCGCUGGGACUUUCUGGCGUCAGUGGGUCGGGUGCGUCCACCUCCCACUCGAUGCCCGGCACACCGCAGCAGUCCAGCAGUGUGCCAACGGGCAGCCAUUUGCAGUUGCAGACUCCGAGCGUCACUGGUGGCGCCGUGACGCCAUCCGGCCUCUCGAUGGGCGCCUCGAAUCAAUCGCUGGGUGUGAGCGUCGGUGCUGCCAGCAGUGUUGGUGGCAUCAGCAUUACGCCACCGAACAGUGCUGGCCUCCGUCAAACGACAGUAUUCGAUUUCAAAUUCAAACGGCGACCAUCGCUAAAAGUGCUCUUAACGAAACUGCCAUCCACAGACAGUUUGAGCAACAGUCCGGCGCCAUCAUCGCCAGGAAUCGCCAAUUGGGCCUCUGACAAUCGUGACGGUAAUGUGGCAGAUAAGUCUGCUGCUGAUGCCGCCAAACUCAAUCGAAAAGAGUCGUACAAGGCCCAGAGGAAGAAUUACAGAAAAGAGAAGAAACGAGUGGCCAGCGAGCUGAUGAAUUCCCUACAGGAUCCAGCCGUCAUUGUGCUAGCCGACUGGCUAAAGGUCCGAGGCACACUCAAGUCCUGGACAAAGCUGUGGUGUGUGCUCAAGCCGGGACUGCUGUUGAUCUACAAGAGCCAGAAGACCAAGAGUAGUCAUUGGGUGGGCACAGUGAUGCUCACCUCAUGCCAGGUGAUCGAACGGCCCAGCAAGAAGGAUGGCUUCUGCUUUAAGCUCUUCCAUCCCCUGGAGCAGUCCAUUUGGGCGCCACGCGGACCCGACAAGGAGACAAUCGGUGCCGUUGUCCAGCCAUUACCAACCGCCUACCUGAUCUUUCGAGCGCCCAGCCAGGCGGCUGGUAAAUGCUGGAUGGAUGCCCUGGAGCUGUCCCUGCGCUGCUCCGCGCUGUUGCUGCGCUCCAACAGCAGCACAGCGCCGUCCAGCACGUAUGUGGGAGAGCCGCUGCUGCCCGUCUCCCACGAGACGCAAUGGUCGGAGGCGGAUUACGAGAAGCACUUCAAUGACCAUGGUAAGUUCGGUCAGUUUCUGACGCUGCCGCCCGACACGGAAUCCACCUCGCGUUCCGACAGCAGCCAGCUGCCCUCGCGGGCACAGACUCCGCUGCUGCAGCAGCUGUACAGCAGCGCCGUCAGCAAUUGGGAGCGCACCAAGCGGCUGCCACACUUUCGGCAGCACUCGGAUCAGCGAAAGAGCUCCUGCAGCGAUGCCUCGUCCAGCUGCGAUUACGCUUUGGGCACCCAGCGCAAGCGUCGCCUUCUGAGCCCCGUCAGCAAGUCGCUGUCCCUGGGCGGAUCAGGGCCAAUGGGCAGCAGCAGCUCCAGCGAUGAGAACGAGGAUGACUAUGACACCAGAAGCGUGCUCAGCCAGGCCCCAUCAGGCCCACGGCCAGUGAGCGCUCCGCCCGACUGCUUGGUGCCGCCCCGUUUCCGUCUCAAUGUGAAGGAUCUGGACGCGGACAGUCAGAAUGAGGCGCCCAAUGCGGCCAUGUCGGGUCAGGAGUCAGAAUCGGAGUCGGAUGCGGGCGAGCCACAACAGGAGGAUACUCUAGAGCAAGCGGCCUGUGUGGAGACUACGUAUGCUCCCUUCACCGAAGAGGAGUUUGGAGAGCAAGGGGAACAGGUGGAGGAGUUGGCCGAUGAGAACAAGAGCCUCAUUUGGUGCAUUGUCAAGCAGGUGCGGCCUGGCAUGGAUCUGAGCAAGGUGGUGCUGCCCACAUUCAUCCUCGAGCCGCGCUCGUUUCUGGACAAACUUUCCGACUCGUAUUACCACGCAGAUUUGCUCUCCAAGGCCGUGCAGGAGGACGAUGCAUUCACGCGCAUGAAGAUCAUCGUGCAAUGGUACCUGUCCAGCUUCUACAAAAAGCCCAAGGGUCUGAAGAAGCCCUACAAUCCCAUAUUGGGUGAGACUUUCCGCUGCUAUUGGCAGCAUCCGGGCGGCAGUCGAACAUUCUAUAUUGCCGAACAGGUGUCGCAUCAUCCGCCGGUGUCGGCAUUUUAUGUCACGAAUCGCGAGGAUGGCUUCAGCAUCACCUGCUCCAUCUUGGCGAAAUCGAAGUUCUACGGCAAUAGCACCUCCGCCGUCCUUGAGGGGGCGGCCACGAUGACGCUAUUGCCGCGCGGUGAAUGCUACAUUGCGUCCACGCCCUACGCCCACUGCAAGGGUAUACUGAUGGGUACGCUGUCCAUGGAGCUGGGCGGCAAGAUAAACAUCGAGUGCGAGAACACCGGUUACAGGACAGAGUUAGAGUUCAAGCUGAAGCCAUUCCUCGGCGGCUCCGAGUCCACCAAUGUCGUCGUGGGCAAAAUCAAGCUGGGCAAGGAGACGCUGGCCACCAUAAACGGGCACUGGGACAAGGAGUGCCGCAUCAAGGACAGCAAGACGGGCGAGGAAACCCUUCUGUUUAAGGUGGAUAGCGAUCUGCGGGCCAAGCGUCUGCCCCGGUAUCUGGUGCCCAUCGAGUCGCAGGAGCCGAACGAGUCGCAACGCCUUUGGGAGCGUGUCUCUGAGGCCAUUGCACGCGAGGAUCAGGUGGCCGCCACCGAAGAGAAGACCAUCCUGGAGGAGAAGCAGCGUGGCGAGGCCAAGGAACGUGCCAGCAUCGAAGCACCGCAUGUGCCCAAUCUCUUCGAGCUGGACAGCUACGGCCAGUGGAUAUACAAGUACGCGGACCUUCGGCCCUGGGAUGUCCGGAACGAUGUGCGGCAGUAUGAGUGCCAGUACAAGGUGCUGACACAGACGCGCCACAAGUCGGUGCCCAUUGUGCAUGGGGCCGAGUUGAUGCAUCCCCUGCGGAGCUCCCUCGAACCGGUGGCCCGCUCGCACAGACAAUCGGGUGCAGCCUCCUCGAAGGCGCCCAAGGCCAAGAACAAGAGCCUGGUGCUGGCGCCACGAGACACCAACUCGGACUCCAGCCAGUCGCCCCAGGGUGUGGUCAAGCGCAGCUCCUCCAGCUCCAUUAAGCAAAUCAACUUGGCCCUCGAUCAGGUCAAUCGCGUGCUGGAGGUGCACUCGAAGCAGUUGAACGAUAUAAGCCAGCGACUAGAGCGCAUGCAGUACGCACCCCCGCCGCACCUGAGACCGGGCUCACAGAAUAUGCUGGGCGGCGGUGUGGCCCUGUCGACGGUGAUCAAGUCACUGAUCUACGCUCUCAUUGGGCUGACUUUUAGCCUCAUUCUGCGCUGGCUGUUCAAGUAGACGGACAGCAGUAGUUCCGGGCGCAAUUUGCUUAUAUUUAAGAAGAUUUUGGUCAAAGUUUAGAUAACUUAUAAUACACACCCCACUAUAUUACAGAUCCAGACUGUACGCAACUCUAUUGUAUUGCCUUUUCCCCGCUGCCAGAGAUGUGCAGCUAGAAGCUACAUUUGCGCGAGAAUCCAAUCACGAACUAAGUCAUAAGUGUUUGCCCCGUACCAUCCCUUCUAAAGCUCCUCCUCUAAAACCCUUUUUUGGGUAGGCUAGGCUAGCGAAUAAAUAAGUAUCUAUAUAGAAUAUAUCUACACACACAUAUAUACUAUAAAUAUAUCUAGUAUAGUUGCACCAGAAUUCGUAAAAAUUCCAAUAUCUUCGAUACAACUAUUUAGGCUAGUUCGCUUUUUUCCGUUUUGUUCUUGUUGUUGUCUCCUUCUUUAAGUAAUUGUACGGAUAUAUAUAUGUAACCCCUUUAUAACCCCCCACCUCGACUACCAUUUAGAGUGAGUUACGAGAAACGAACAAUGCUCGAGAGGCUAUCAUCUGCUCGACGCUACCCGCACCAACCUAGAGAUUUAAAUGCGAAAAGUGCUUAUAAUAUGUAUCUAAUUUUAGUCUUACGUCCUAUACACAUGACCUGUUUUUCCCUGUAUUCCUGCCCCGACCCACAAGACCUGUAAGCAUUUCACUUGAAAUGCAUAUUUAAUAAACUAUCUUUUUUCAAAUCAAA